UUCUUUCAUCCGUGUGUAAAUACUCUAUUCAUUCAUUAUACUAUAUAUGAAAUAAUAACUUGGAUUCAAUAUAAUUUAUAGUAGCAAUAAAAUAUUCAACACAGUCUUGAUCAUCACGCCUGCAGUCGAGAAUCCAGAUCAUCGCUUUCGUUCUUUCAUUGUGUGGGUGAGUAUCUCCUCCUCGCCUGUCACAAACCGUUAAAAAUAUCGCUACUUUCGCGUACCUUAGCGCAUCACCCGCCAUUCCGCUAGCCUGCGCAUCUAGAACCCUAUAAAAAUCCUCCUUUAUCAGCAUUUGAUUUUGAUAAAGCUUUUUUUUGCAGAAGAGAAAGGGAUAAAGGCGAAACCUUUCUUUCUUUCCCGUCGGUAAUGGGGGUCGAUUACUACAAUAUUCUCAAGGUUUCGAGGAAUGCGGCUGAAGAGGAUUUGAAGAAAUCGUACAGGAAAUUGGCGAUGAAAUGGCAUCCGGAUAAGAAUGCGGUCAACACUGAGGCUGCGGAGGCCAAAUUCAAGCAGAUUAGCGAGGCGUACGAUGUGCUGAGCGAUCCUCAGAAGCGGCAGAUCUACGAUGUCUACGGUGAGGAAGGCCUCAAAUCCAGUAUCCAUCCGCCGCCGCCGAGUAGUGGCGACGGAGGGGGGAGGGGGUUUGAGUUCAGCCCUAGGGAUGAGGAGGAUAUUUUUGAGUUUUUUUGGGGGUCCGAUGCUGAAAAGGAGAAGAGUGGCGGUGGAAGGGCGAAGAAAGCGGCGGCGAUGGAGAGUAAGCUGCCGUGUAGCUUGGAGGAGCUGUAUAAGGGCUCGAGAAGGAAGAUGCAGAUAGCAAGAGUCGUGCUUGAUGAGUCUGGUAAACCUGUGACUGUUGAAGAGGUUUUGGGUAUAAACAUCAAGCCUGGUUGGAAGAAGGGCACAAAGAUCACUUUUCCUGAGAAAGGGAACCACGAAGCUGGUGCCACUCCUGGUGACCUCAUCUUUGUCAUCGAUGAGAAGCCACAUCCAGUUUUCAAGAGAGACGGAAAUGAUCUAAUCAUCAAUCAUAAGAUCUCCUUAGUAGAUGCUCUCACAUGCAAGACUAUCAACAUAACAACCUUGGAUGGAAGGGAUCUAUCUCUCAAAGUAUCGAAUGUCAUCAAACCGGGACAUGAAAUGUUGAUUGAAAACGAAGGGAUGCCAAUAUCCAAAGAACCUAGCAAGAAUGGAAAGCUGAGGAUAAAAUUUGAUAUCAAAUUCCCUUCAAGGCUCACUGCAGAACAGAAAUCGGAUUUGAGAAGGAUUUUGGGCAAGGGGAACGCGUAAGUUUAGUAGUACUAUAACUCUAGUUACACUUAACCUAUCGAGACUAGAUAAUCUACUGUGCAUAUAGUAGGAGAAAUAUCCACUUCAGUUUCUUAUUUAUCUUCGAUAUUUUGAAGUAUUUACCAGUUACAUAUUAGCACAGCUAUCUCUGCUGUAAAAUACUAUCUGCAAUGAGAAAUCUGUAUCAUAUAAUAAUUCCUCUUAAAUGGAAAGCUCUUUCUUCAUA
Messenger RNA from Salvia splendens (bonfire salvia), 1516 nucleotides. RefSeq names its product dnaJ homolog subfamily B member 4. Gene Ontology annotation, molecular function: protein-folding chaperone binding. The transcript is spliced from 2 exons. Gene Ontology annotation, cellular component: cytosol. The record is from RefSeq and is a predicted model, not a curated record. NCBI's taxonomy places the organism in Eukaryota, Viridiplantae, Streptophyta, Magnoliopsida, Lamiales, Lamiaceae. The coding region runs from base 370 to 1290 and encodes 306 amino acids.